AAAACCUGUUGACUAUCAGAUUUGUCUACCUUGAACCACAAGCAAUACGAACACACUGUGUGCUACAAAGUGACGCCUGUCUUUUCAGUGCACCAAACAAAAGUUUUAACGGCGGAGUAACCGGAAAAGACAAUGGCUACACCUACAAAAAGUGAAGGCGAUGAUAUAAAACCAGGCCAUCAUGAAACAGAAGUCUGUUACGAAGGCGAAUUUGAAUUAGAUAAGCACCAACAGGACUGUAAGAAGAACCCCGGCCAUGUUAACUUUAUACCUAUAAAAGAUUUUGAUUACGAUCAUCUCCCUGAACGUUAUCAGGAUCUAGACAUGAUGCAAGUGAUCCAGUCGUUGGCAGCACUCACUGUUAAGCUGAAAGUCAAGUGCACUAGUAAGGAAAGACCUCCAUAUGCUUCCUUCUAUACCGGGGGUUUUCCAUUUUAUAAAGAUGGUGGAGGUAAAUCAAUACGAAUUGGAACUGGCAAGAUCGAGUCUGCUUUCAUUAAGAAGGGAAACCUUACAGCUUCGGAAUAUGUACCUUUAGAAAUCUGUCCAUGUGACAUAUGCAAAACCUCAAGUAAUCCAGUCGAUCUGUGGGGGGAGAUAAAAGUUGUGACAGCCAUACAUGUUGUGUUUGAUGAGGAAGAAGCAAAAAAGACCGAAGUUAUCGUAGAUUUGGCUGACGAGAAAACUCCUGGUGCAACCUUGAAGGGAACACGCGUGGAGAGCUGUAGUGUAGAGGGAGACAGGUGUGAGGUUAUCUGUGUGACACACGACUUAGAAGUGGUGAAAAAACUUCAGCAGGUGAUAGAUACAUUUCGGGAGCAAUACAGAUUAGUGAAGAUCAAAUAUAUUUACAAUCACUCUGCUAAAAAAGAAAACUUGGUAAUCGUAGUGUCACAUCCACAUGGUAAAGCUAAAAAGAUCUCGCUUGGCCUUGUCGUUAAGGAAACGAACUUUAAAGCUGACUUGACCUUUAGCAGGUACACGUACACGGCACCCACCUGCCCAGGCAGCAGCGGCGCCCCAGUAUUUGUAAUGGGGUACAAUGGAAUUAUGAUGCACACCCAUGCAGGGGCGAAUAAAGAUGAAAAUUUUAGCGGGGAAGCCCAUUCGUAUUUUUAAUCUUGCAAACUCUCAACUUAAAACGAUCAGGAAUGAAAAACUUAUUUUUAAAACUAUUUAAUUAACGCAAGAAAAAUGGGUUACCGCUGGGGACACUUGGAGAAACUAGCACAAGAAAGAUGGGUUAUCACUGGGGACAGUUAGAGAAACUAGCACAAGAAAGAUGGGUUACCACUGGGGACAGUCGGAGAAACUAGCACAAGAAAAAUAAAGUUGAAAAUGUCAGCUUGGAACGUCACUGAUUUUCUUAAUCAUGCAACUCUCAACAUAAAAAGAUAAGGAAUGAAAAAGUAAUUUAAAGUUUAUUUUAUUUACAGCCUAACAGCAAAAACUAUUUCAAUCUCUUAUUUGUCGUUAUUUAAAGAGCAAAUAAUAAUGUAUAUCUCUUUUUUAAAACAAUGUUAUC
Molecule: messenger RNA, 1525 nt
Organism: Physella acuta
Lineage: Eukaryota; Metazoa; Mollusca; Gastropoda; Physidae
Source: RefSeq, a predicted model, not a curated record